Aureobasidium pullulans EXF-150 is the source of this 1479-nucleotide messenger RNA. RefSeq lists its product as uncharacterized. Bases 48 to 1178 code for a protein of 376 amino acids. The transcript has 3 exons. The record is from RefSeq and is a predicted model, not a curated record. Lineage: Eukaryota; Fungi; Ascomycota; Dothideomycetes; Dothideales; Saccotheciaceae.
ACGCCCGUAUCCUUCACGCCGGUCUUUCAAACAAAGCCAAGGCUAACAUGGUGAAAGAGUUUAACGACCCCAAGAGCUCGUUGAAAAUUCUGAUCAUGAUGUACGAUGUCGGUGCAGCAGGACUCAACCUGCACGAAGCAUGCAACCGCGUAUUCAUUUCAAGCAUCGCAAGAGCGUUUGCACAAGAGGAACAGGUUGGAGGACGCACAAACCGAAUCACCUCAUGUUUCAACACGUUGCUUGAAAGAAGUUUUACCCCUAAUUCUCACGACUUAUUCCGCGCCAGCAUUCAAGCAGACAAAGUCACUGUGCAGUUGGCAUCUAAUGCUCAGGAUCCAAAAAUUCAAGCCUUAAUGGUGGAAGAGCUCAACAAGCUCCAAUCUGAGGUCAAUGAAUGCCACACAAGCGACGAAGGACAAGCCUUAAGAAAGAAGAUCUCCGAGUUCAAGGCUCUCAAGGAGCUUCAAAAGGUGCAAGUCACCGUACAGGAUCAAGGACACCGAUACAACCUUAGAGAGAGGGCCGAGAAGAAGCCUUCGACGUACGACGACGAAUGUGGAAUCUGUGGCGAGGAUAUCGAGGACGGCACAGGCUGUAUUUGUAGCAAAUGCUCCGAACUUGCGCACGCCGAAUGCCAUGGGUUGGACAGCCCUAUUGACGGAGGCUAUUACUGCAGCCACUGUAUUACGAAGGGUAUCUUAGGGGACGUCGAUUCGGCAGCUCUUACGGAAGGGGGCGCCUGGAUCUUGACCACCUCAGAUGAGCUCGAUGAAUACCACGAGGAUAACGAGGCACUGGGCGGACGAACCCGCCAAGAGCAACACUAUGAGGAACAGCUCUACGACGAGCCUGAUCUCCUUCUAGGUGACGACAACGACCUUGCCGAGUGGGUCUCUGAGAACCAGCCUAACGAUGACGAACGUAAGAGUCUAGUGCUUCUAUCGUUACCGGUCGACAAAGUCUGGGCUCCAUCUGACCUCGAGAACGAACACCACUUGCGCAUCGGCCUCUUACUGCUCUUCAACCUCAUUCAGGGGAAGAACGAUCUUUCAAUCAGCCGCUCCAUCCACAUUCAGUACACGCAGCUUACAAAGACUGCUCGUGAUUACAUCAUGAAGCGCCUGGAGACCAACAAAGCAAUGGAAAAGAGACAAAACAAGCUGGCUGGCAAAGUUUGAUGGUUUCUGAUUUGGAAGGAACCGUGAAUUUCGGCAGCUGCGCAUCUACUGUAUCAAGCUUCCGAAGGUGGUGUCAGAUAUUGAGACACUGUCCGGUUGGGGCGGCCCUACAAGGUGUUGUCUUCAAGGAAGUGCGGAGAGAAAGUACUUACAGGAAACUUUGAGAGCAUACAUCUAAUGUACCAAGCUUCCGAAGGUGGUGUCAAAAGGCACUGUCCGGCUGGGGCGGCCCUACAAGGUGUUUCCUGACAAACAUUUACGUAGAGACUGCAAUGAUCACAUAUAAAAAGGAACUGAUACA